AUUUAUUAAAAAUGCCGCCAAAAGGAAAACAGGAUCCAAGAGCACCUGAUAACCCAUGCUUUAAUGAGCAAAAUAUCAGCUACAAGUGCCUUUCUGAAAAUAAUUAUGAUAAACAAAAAUGUGAAAUUUAUUUUGCAAAUUAUACCGAAUGCAUGAAGUUCUGGACGAAAGUAAAGUUUGACAGAAGAAGACUUGGUAUAAUUCCGGAAGUUCCACCUAUUGAAGAGCGAGAAUCAAUUAAAAAUGAUUAUAUGAAAACAAAACUUAAGAGUUGAAAAUGAAUUUACAAUUUAGUAGUUACGAUGUUUAUCUGAAAAAUAAAUGAAGUUUUAUUAAAAUUAG
Messenger RNA from Chironomus riparius, 342 nucleotides. Lineage: Eukaryota; Metazoa; Arthropoda; Insecta; Diptera; Chironomidae. The record is from the annotation of a GenBank genome assembly.